AUGUUUGCGAAGAUAUCCCAUUGUGUGGUUCUGUGCUAUCUCGUUGCAAACGUUCACAGUUUGCCACUCCAUGAGGUGGAGCGUCCCUCUUUCUGGUCGUUAUCACCUCGAAUAGCAUCAGCAGGCCACAUGUCUCGGCACGAAGCUCUCGAGUCGAGGCAAAUGGACUCUCGUCUCCCUCUGCCCUUACCUCAGGAGCUGGAGGCAAUCAAGAAGGUCGCUCAGGUGCUCGUGAUGCUGGGAGAACAGGUGAUACCGGACAUCAUCAGCCAGGUCCCGACUGCGCCAGCCUACACAAUCAGUUCACCAUCGCCUGCAGAAGUGCCUAACGAUCCCGUUUAUCUUAAUUGA
Leptosia nina is the source of this 351-nucleotide messenger RNA. The record is from the annotation of a GenBank genome assembly. NCBI's taxonomy places the organism in Eukaryota, Metazoa, Arthropoda, Insecta, Lepidoptera, Pieridae.